AUGGCAGAAGAUGUGUCUGGCUUCAUCAGCGAUCGCGGCCUUCAGAACACUACGCUAAUAGGCCAUUCCAUGGGCGCCAAGACUGCCAUGGCAUUGGCUCUACAAUCACCCGACAGCGUAGCGGACAUUGUUGCUGUUGACAAUGCCCCUGUGGAUGCGCUUCUGGGCUCGGAUUUCUCAUCUUACAUCCGUGCUAUGAAGAAGGUUGACCAGGCCCACGUCACAAAAUUAGCUGAAGCAGACAAGAUACUACAAGCAGUCGAAAAGUCGCUUCCAAUCCGGCAAUUUCUACUAGGAAAUCUUCAUCGUGAACCUGGUAAAAACUGUCAGACGUUCAGGAUCCCGCUUGAUACCUUGGGUGCUGCCUUGGGCCACCUUGGCGAUUUCCCCUUCAAGGACCCAGGCCAGGUUCGCUUUGAAAAGCCGGCCCUUUUUGUGCGUGGUACAAAGAGCAAAUACGUACCGGACGAGGUGCUCCCCGCAGUGGGACAGCUGUUUCCCAAAUUCCGUCUGGUUGACAUUGAUGCCGGUCACUGGGUUAUUUCGGAACAGCCAGAGGAGUUCAGAAGAGCGGUCGUGGAAUUUCUGCAGAGACACGACUAA
Cordyceps fumosorosea ARSEF 2679 is the source of this 603-nucleotide messenger RNA. RefSeq lists its product as hypothetical. Bases 1 to 603 code for a protein of 200 amino acids. The record is from RefSeq and is a predicted model, not a curated record. Lineage: Eukaryota; Fungi; Ascomycota; Sordariomycetes; Hypocreales; Cordycipitaceae. Gene Ontology annotation, cellular component: mitochondrion. The transcript has 4 exons.